AUGACGUAUUUUAUAGAAUAUCUCACGAAAUUGCGAAAUUCUCGGGGAUUCAUCGGAACUCUCCGCCUUCUUGGCCACCCGCAGGCAAUACGGCUGCGAUCCGUCAUCAAAAUCGAGGUAACGACCUCGGCUUCGAUUACUAGUCAGUUUCAAACUCAACUUUCUCAAAGGAUGUCCGCUUCUCGAGUGUCUCUUCUUGUCCUCCUCGCUGUGUUGGUACCGUCCGGCCUCUCCGCCUAUGCUCGGCAAUGUGCGUGCGAUGAUCUGAAGCCAUGUGCAGACAAGAUUUCCACUUCCCUUCCUCAAUGUGCAGGGUAUUGUUCGGUGAGAUUUGGGGAUGUGGUUGUAGUUGGGUUGGGAUGCACUGUUUUUGGUAUGAAAGUUUAUUGGUGGAUUGCUCGUGUAGUGUCCGAGCUUUCGGUCGUAGAUUUACUUUAGGUUUUCUUUUUCGAAGGUCUAAAAUCAAGUCGUUUCUGGAAUUUUUCGAGUUCUCAAAAUGGUCUUGCAAAAUUAUCUGCGAACUCCUGUUUGUUCUUUACAGUUUUACUGUUAUUUAUCAGUUGUUUAUUUUGCCUAUAAUUUCAGCCACAACUGACCGCAAUUGGAGUCAACCUCACCGAAGCUGACGAAUGUCUCCAAGUGUUUGGCCCAGAAUUCAACGCCACCGUAACCUGCAUCGGCAACGAGUUUGCCAACAGUUGUCUGAAGACCCCUUCCGAUCAGAACCCCCUCAUUGCGAAGCGCAACCCCGAUUCAUUGAAGCUGGCCGUACUCGGCGAAUUGAACCGUUGGAUGUCCAAGAAUGGUGGUGUUCAGCUGAAGCAAACCAUCUCACAGACGCUCUCCUUCGCCGUGUGCACCAAGAAAUGCCUGGACAUCCGAACGGCGAAGUGCGCGAGCAAGUUUGAUUGUGCUUUGGAGCUGCCUUCCGAUCAGGCCAUCAUCGACACCGCCAAGCGUUGCAUCAACAGCUCGUGGGAUACCGAGAAAGCUCAGGCCCUCUGCUCCUGCCUUGCUGAAUCUGGAUUCCAGAAGUUGACGGAUGCCUGCCCAAAGAUCACCAUCGGCAACGGAAAACAAUGA
Messenger RNA from Bursaphelenchus xylophilus (pine wood nematode), 1083 nucleotides. Lineage: Eukaryota; Metazoa; Nematoda; Chromadorea; Rhabditida; Aphelenchoididae. The record is from the annotation of a GenBank genome assembly.